AUGAAUUGCCUUGCAGGAGGGACUGAAAAUACAGCUUCUUCCUGAAUCCACUGGCAGAGUUACUAAAGACAGCUCAAGACACAACACUGCAGAGUAACGCCUUGGAAUGUCCUCGCACUUUAUAAACAAUUGUCCUAGGGAGGGAAUAUUUUUACAUGACAUUUGCACAGCUUGACAAAUGGCUAGCUGAGGCUGUGUGCUGCUCUGAUGGACGCUGAAUUUCCCACAGAGUUACCCCACAAACUGACCAAAGAGACAGAGAUAUAACUGCACUGGCAAAGUAGAAGUGGAAGUUGGAGUCUUAAAAACACCCCACCAAAACAACAAACAAACAGCAGCACUUCAGUGAAGAGAGCAAGAAAAUUCUCUUGGGCAGGAUGGCAUCUGCCCAGGACCUUCUAAUCCUGGCACUCUAUGGCUUGUUACUAGAGUUACCGGCUGGAUGUCACACAGCAGAUACGAGGCAACCAAGGUUACGUCUGUCACAUAAAGAGCUCUGGGAUUUAAACAGGACGUCAGUCUUUCGUAGCCCGUUUGGAUAUCUUGGACUUCAUGUAAUGCUGCUGGAUGAGUAUCAAGAGCGACUGUUCGUGGGAGGAAGAGACCUCCUGUAUUCCCUCAGUUUGGAUCGAAUCAGUGACAACUACCGAGAGAUCCAUUGGCCUAGUACACCRCUGCAGUCAGAAGAAUGCGUAAUUAAAGGAAGAGAUGCUGAUGAAUGUGCAAAUUACAUCCGUGUCCUUCACCGAUACAACAGGACCCAUCUUCUGGCUUGUGGAACAGGAGCUUUUGAUCCAGUCUGUACUUUUGUGAGAGCUGGACAUCCAUCAGAGGAUCAUCUGUUUCAACUGGAAUCACACAAAUUUGAGAGAGGACGAGGCAGGUGCCCUUUUGACCCCAGUUCUUCCUUCACCUCCAUCUUAAUUGGUAAUGAUCUUUAUGUCACAAACUUCACAGUCCUGUCAAUCUGUCAUUCUGAGCCUCUUUCUUCAGCACACCAAAAACCAAAAUUUGUUGGCUCAUACAUGAUUCCUGACAAUGAAGACCACGAUGAUAACAAAGUAUAUUUCUUCUUUACUGAAAAAGCUUUAGAAGCUGAGACAAGCACUCAUGCCAUAUACACCAGAGUGGGACGUGUAUGUGCGAAUGAUAUGGGAGGCCAGAGAAUGCUCGUCAAUAAAUGGACCACUUUCCUGAAAACCAGGCUAGUUUGCUCUGUGCCUGGGAGAAAUGGAAUUGAUACACAUUUUGAUGAAUUAGAGGAUGUGUUUUUGCUGCAAACUCGUGAUAACAAAAAUCCUGUGAUAUUUGGCCUCUUCAACACUACAAGCAAUAUAUUUAGAGGGUAUGCUGUAUGUGUUUACCACAUGGCAAGUGUCCGAGCAGCUUUCAAUGGACCAUAUGCUCAUAAAGAAGGACCUGAAUACCACUGGGCUCUCUAUGAAAGAAAAGUACCUUAUCCUAGACCUGGUUCAUGUGCCAGCAAGGUGAACGGUGGGCUGUACACCACCACCAAGGACUAUCCUGACGAAGCUGUCCAUUUUGCCAGGAGUCACCCCCUGAUGUAUCAGCCCAUCAGGCCUGUUCAUAAGAGACCAAUACUGGUUAAAACUGAUGGAAAGUACAAUCUGAAGCAGCUAGCAGUGGACAGAGUGGAAGCUGAGGAUGGGCAAUAUGAUGUUUUGUUCAUUGGCACAGAUAAUGGAAUUGUGCUAAAAGUCAUAACAAUUUACAAUCAAGAGACAGAAUCAAUGGAAGAAGUGAUUCUUGAAGAGCUGCAAGUAUUCAAGAUGCCGGUUCCUAUUAUUUCUAUGGAAAUCUCUUCAAAAAGGCAACAGCUUUAUGUGGGAUCCGAGUCAGUGAUAGCUCAAGUGAAGUUCCACCAGUGUGACAUGUACGGCACAGCCUGCGCCGAUUGCUGCCUGGCUCGGGAUCCCUACUGCGCCUGGGACGGCAUCUCCUGCUCCCGCUACUACCCCACGGCCGUGCAGGCCAAGAGACGUUUCCGCAGACAAGACGUCCGUCACGGGAAYGCGGCGCAGCAGUGCUUUGGCCAGCAGUUCAUUGGUGAAGUCCUGGAGAGGACUGAGGAGCGACUUGUUUAUGGAAUAGAGUACAACAGCACCCUGCUGGAGUGCACCCCUCGGACCUUACAAGCAAAAGUAAUUUGGUUUGUCCAGAGAGCACAUGAAACUAAGAAGGAAGAGGUGAAGACAGAUGAUAGAGUAAUAAAAAUGGACCUUGGCCUUUUAUUCCUGAAGCUGCAUCGACUGGAUGCAGGAACUUAUUUCUGUCAGACAGUGGAACACAGCAUUGUUCACACUGUCAGGAAAAUCACCCUGGAAGUAGUUGAGGAAGAACGAGUGGAUGAAAUGUUCAAUAAAGACUAUGAGGAGGAGAUACCUCACAAAAUGCCAUGCCCAAUGCAGAGCAGUAUACCUCAGGCUUCAAAGCCAUGGUAUAAAGAAUUUCUUCAACUGAUAGGUUACAGCAACUUCCAAAGGGUGGAAGAAUACUGUGAAAAAGUGUGGUGUACAGAUAAGAAGAGAAAAAAGCUGAAAAUGUCCCCAUCCAAGUGGAAAUAUGCCAACCCUCAGGAGAAGAAGACAAGGAUCAGGCCAGAGCAUUACCGGUUGCCCAGGAACAUAGCUGACUCUUGAUGGACAAAAUCCAUCCACCGUUUCUGAUUAAAAUUUUAUUUGGACUUAAGAGGGAGAAAUCAGUCAUGGUUUGAAUAAAUCUCACAGGUUUAUAUAUGUAAAAUAUUGGGACUGAAAACAAAAAUGCUAUGGUAAGUUAUAUUGUACACUCAUGAUGACUGUUUAGAAGCAUUUAAACAAAAUCUUCCCAGCUAUCUGGUUCUAAGUAAGUCAAUGCAAUCAGAGUUUUGCAUUAGGGAGGACGUGACAAUCUUCAGACUCUGAGUGCUUGAAUCAGUUUCCUGUGUGGAUUGUGCUUGCGCUGUAUAUUGUUGCACAUGAUGGCAUAUUUAACAAAUUCAAAUAGCUAGAGCAUUCACAGGUGGAUGACAAGUGUGACACAUAUCUUUUCUUUGUUUCACAAAUUUCUCAUGCUUCUGAAAGCAGCACGUCUUAAGAUCUUAUUCCUUUUGAUUGCGACCUGUCUGAGUUUAUCACUGAGAACAAAGAGUUGUGUUAAUACAGUGUACUGCUAUUUCUAAAGAUAAUGAACAGAAAUUCUAUUUACUUCCCACCAUUUUUUGGGGUAUCAGUCAUUUAUGAAGCGCAGUGUCUCCCACAGCUAAAUUGUUUUGCCUGGUAACUUGAUGUAAAUCACAUGCAUGCUGAGAACACAGACAGAAUGAAAUUCAUCAAUUUAUCUACAUAAGAAGUUGAAAUAAUGGUUUAGAUCGAAAAUGAGUCCAUCUUGUGUCGGUGCAUUGCCUCAGUGGUAACGCGAAUUAAGGGAUCGCCCUCUUGUGGCAAAAGAAAGCGAAACCCGAUAUUUAAAUUUGUUUUCUGAAGAAAUACGUGUUAGCAGAGAAGUAUUAGCGAGAUCCACAGCUGGUUUGCUUUCAGCAGACACUUUUAGUCUCCAUGUGCUAAACUCACAGAUUUAGAAGGCAGUGCUGGAAGUAAUUUAUACUGGAAAGGCAGCAUUUAAAAUAAGCUUUGCUUUAUGUUGUUAAUGUGCUUUUGCGGUAAAAUGCAGUCAUAAAAAGUUAGGAUGAAGAUUAGAAACAAAACCAGUAUCAUGCAGCUGGUUUCUAUAGUUUCAGGAUCUGCUCCACACAGAUCUUUUUCUGAUGUGUGAUCUCUUGUCUAAAGGGCUGCUUUUCUGCUCUUAUGAGUGAUACCAGGAAAAGACACCA
Malurus melanocephalus (red-backed fairy wren) is the source of this 3832-nucleotide messenger RNA. It is a transcript of the gene SEMA3E, whose product is annotated as semaphorin 3E. Lineage: Eukaryota; Metazoa; Chordata; Aves; Passeriformes; Maluridae. The transcript has 16 exons. Gene Ontology annotation, molecular function: chemorepellent activity; semaphorin receptor binding. Gene Ontology annotation, biological process: negative regulation of axon extension involved in axon guidance; positive regulation of cell migration; neural crest cell migration. The coding region runs from base 378 to 2660 and encodes 760 amino acids. The record is from RefSeq and is a predicted model, not a curated record.